This is a messenger RNA of Saccostrea cuccullata (small rock oyster), 1351 nucleotides long. RefSeq lists its product as uncharacterized. NCBI's taxonomy places the organism in Eukaryota, Metazoa, Mollusca, Bivalvia, Ostreida, Ostreidae. The record is from RefSeq and is a predicted model, not a curated record. The transcript is spliced from 3 exons. The coding region runs from base 228 to 1247 and encodes 339 amino acids.
UUUAAAUAUCCCUAGGUUGGACACUCAACAUAAGGCUUUUAAUUCUUGGUCAUUUAAAUCCAAGGUAGUCAUUGACGUCACAAAGUAAAUGAAAUACUGACACAGUUCUAAUGUAAUGUUCACAUGCGUUUGGGAAAUCCCAGCUAUUGGCACCACGAUCGGACGGGUGGCAUUCACAGCCUUGACCAACUGAGAUUUCUGUGGGACCUUUCUCAAGAAACACAACAAUGGACCCAGCAGAACGUCAGGCUCUACAUAAUGUUAAGGAGGAACUCCAGAAUUGUGCCGUUAUCACAGACAAGAUGCUGGUUCACUUCUUACAGAACCAGAAAAUCACAAAGGCUGAAAAAUAUGAACUCUCAAGGCUUGGUGCCAACUGUCAGAGAGUAAAGAGAAUACUGCAGAUCAUGAAGAACCGAAAGGAGUCUCUGAAAACUCUAACAGAAGCACUUCUUCUUGAUGUGAAAAAUGACUACAUUGUUCAGAAACUUCGGAAGAAAGUUCGAUUCUGUCGAAAACGCCUCCAAGCUCAGGAAAACCAGACAUCCUCAUACUUUGGGCAGCUAGAUGAUGUGGCAGAUAUUCUUUACACACGUGGAUAUUUGACAAUAUAUGGAGAAUCUAAAAAAGUCACUGCAGGGACAAGCCAUCAAGCUCUGGUGGAGGACAUUAACAAAUUCGUUGGAGAUAUCACCAAAUGUCGCCAGAGUUUGGAGCCUUCAAGUGAGAGACAGAGUUUUCAAGAAAUCAUCGCCGAAUACAAAGAAAAGAAACACCAGGAAAUUGAAAACGCAAAACUUGUGUGUGCCAAACUUGUGAAAAGCAAAAACAGUGACCUAGAAGAUAAACAGAAGCAUAUCAAAGACUUACAAGAUGAACUUACGAAACUGAAAGUAGAGAAUGAAUCCAUGCGGAAGAAAAUGGGAAUAGAAAUCAAAACUAAGGUACAGGAGAAUGUGGACCGGCUUCUAAUGCUUCCUCGUCUGUCUCCCGCUGAUCCCGUACCUUACGUCGAAACAGAGGAGGAUAUUCUGGACAGGAAGUUACGGCAGCGUUCCUCGGUAAAACGCCCCGAGCCUCAGGAACAUGCUCUUUCCGACUCGGAGUCUGACUGCGAGUCUGACAGUGAUCUUCCUGUGUCAAAUAAAAUGACCACCUCCACGACCCAAAAAGGAUCAAAAAUCGUCCAUAACUACAAUAUCUAUAACAACCAUAUGUACAGUGACACAAAAAUUUAUCAAAAUUAGAUAAAACUUUGUAGUGAAUCGUAGAUAGAAAAUUGUUAUGUUUUGUUAAUGUUAUUAGAAUGUUUAACAAUUUGUUAAAUUUGUUACAAAUAAAUUUAUUAAAG